Messenger RNA from Cavia porcellus (domestic guinea pig), 2727 nucleotides. It is a transcript of the gene Cyp1a1, whose product is annotated as cytochrome P450, family 1, subfamily a, polypeptide 1. Lineage: Eukaryota; Metazoa; Chordata; Mammalia; Rodentia; Caviidae. Gene Ontology annotation, biological process: progesterone metabolic process; hormone biosynthetic process. Gene Ontology annotation, molecular function: oxidoreductase activity, acting on paired donors, with incorporation or reduction of molecular oxygen, reduced flavin or flavoprotein as one donor, and incorporation of one atom of oxygen; heme binding; iron ion binding. The record is from RefSeq and is a predicted model, not a curated record. The transcript has 7 exons. The coding region runs from base 178 to 1728 and encodes 516 amino acids.
GCAGUCUCCUAUAAAGGUGGUGCCUUCACCCUCAGCCUGAGGGUGGGAGAAUCUGGAGCCUCCCCAUCCUUCUUGCGGUCCUGGCGCCAGAAACUGCUCUUCUCAGUUUAGCAGCUCACAGCCACAGCUGCUUUGAAGAUCCUGACUCUAACUGUAUUUUCUGUGUCAGAACUCCCAAUGUCCACCUCGGCCAUGGAGCUGCUCCUAACUGCCACCAUCUUCUGUUUGGUACUCUGGGUGGUCAGAAUCUUUAGACCCCAAGUUCCUAAAGGCCUGAAGAGCCCUCCGGGGCCCUGGGGGUGGCCACUGAUCGGGCACAUGCUGACCCUGGGCAAGAACCCGCACCUGGCGCUGACCAGGCUGAGUGCGCGCUAUGGGGAUGUGCUGCAGAUCCGCAUUGGCUCCACGCCCGUGGUGGUGCUGAGCGGCCUGGACACCAUUCGCCAGGCCUUGGUGAGGCAGGGAGAUGACUUCAAGGGCCGGCCCGACCUCUACAGCUUCACUUUCAUCUCUGAUGGCCAGAGCAUGACUUUCAACCCAGAUUCGGGUCCCGUGUGGGCUGCCCGCAGGCGCUUGGCGCAGAGUGCCCUGAAGAGUUUCUCAGUGGCCUCAGACCCAGCUUCUGUGUCCUCCUGCUACUUGGAGGAACAUGUGAAGAAGGAGGCUGAGUACCUUAUCAAAAAGUUCCAGGAGCUCAUGGCAGGACCUGGGCAUUUUGACCCCUACAGAUAUGUGGUGGUCUCAGUGGCCAAUGUCAUCUCUGCCAUAUGCUUUGGGCAGCGCUACAGUCAUGACGACCAACAGCUGCUUGAGUUAAUUGACCUGAAUAAUGAGUUUGGGGAGGUGACUGGCUCUGGAAACCCAAGUGACUUCAUCCCCAUCCUCCGAUACCUGCCCAGUGCUACCAUGGACACCUUCAAGGACCUGAAUAGGAGGUUCUCUGUGUUCAUACAGAAGAUGAUCAAGGAACAUUACAAAACAUUUGAGAAGGGUCACAUCCGGGACAUCACAGACAGCUUGAUAGAGCACUGUCAGGACAGAAAGCUGGACAAGAACGCCAAUAUUCAGAUUUCAGACCAAAAGAUCAUUGGCAUUGUCCUGGACCUCUUUGGAGCUGGUUUUGACACAAUCACAACUGCCAUCUCCUGGAGCCUUCUAUACCUGGUGAUGAACCCAAGGAUACAGAAAAAGAUCCAGGAGGAGCUGGACACUGUGAUUGGCAGAGAGCGGCAGCCCCAGCUGGCAGACCGACCCAAGCUGCCCUACAUGGAAGCCUUCAUCUCGGAGGUCUUCCGAUACUCCUCCUUCAUGCCCUUCACCAUUCCGCACAGCACCACAAAGGACACAAGUCUGAAUGGCUUUUAUAUCCCCAAGGGGUGCUGCAUUUUUGUGAACCAGUGGCAGAUUAACCAUGACCAGAAGCUGUGGGGGGACCCAUCUGUAUUCCGGCCUGAACGCUUUCUCUCCCCGGAUGGCACUGUGGACAAAGCCCUGAGUGAGAAAGUGACUAUCUUUGGCUUGGGCAAGCGCCGAUGCCUUGGGGAGGUCAUUGGCCGCUGGGAGGUCUUCCUCUUCCUGGCCAUCCUCCUGCAGCAACUGGAAUUCAGCACAUCCCCAGGGGUGAAGAUAGACAUGACCCCCAUCUAUGGUCUGACUAUGAAGUAUUCUCGAUGUGAGCACUUCCAGGCACAGACACGUCCUUUUGUCCUGAAGUGUCCUGAAGCCUAGAUCUGUCUACCUGGUCUGUAACAGGAUAAGACCUGGGCAUUGGCCCAGGCCUCUGAACUUCAGCCUGAAACUCAUAGACUCUUGGGAAAUCACACCAACUUCCUAACCCAACUUGCAGAGUACUGCAUACUGAAUCCAGGUAGUGGGGUCAGUGCGAGGACACAGGUGCCUAUGGGGCUUCCACAGAGGAGCCUGAGCUGGAAGCCUUGCAGGGUUAGGUCUUUCAGCCUCUGGGAACCUUUGAGAAACUGUGCAAGUCUCUGGACCUAUCCAGGCUGAAGAAACAGAACAGGUUGUUCCAGGGCCUGUCUGAUCCCUGUGGGAGCUUCCUGGAGUAAGGGAAGAGCCAAUCCAGGAGACUGGCACAGAGGUGGCAUCACUAUUUGCUCAAGGCUGAGAGAUACGCUCCUGUGGGGUGGUGAUUCCAUGCCUAAGGGAUGACAUUCAUCUGCCCUACCUCCAGGCAAUAACAAACCAAUCUGCCUCCUAACCUGUCGGGGGUGGGGGUGGGGGCUGGGACUGUAUUUAAAAGGAACUGUGACUCUAAGACCAAGGACCAGAGCCAACGAAUAAAGUAGUAUUUCAGUUACCUUUUAUUAGUAUCCCUUAUCUACACCCCAUAUACUUUUUUUUGGUAUGUGUUACUAGGGAUUAAACUCAGGCCUUUUACCCAGAGCUAUAGCCCUGGCUUCUUUAAUUUUUUAUGUUUUGAGAUAGAGUCUUGCUAAGUCUCUGUGUUGCCUAGGCUUGGCUCAAACUUGUGAUUCUACUGCCUGUGUCUCCCAAAGUGCUGAUAUUACAUACAUGUAUCACUGCUCCUGGCUUAAAAUACCCAUUUUUAUGUUUGUACAUUUUUUUUAUUCUAAUCUAAGCUGUGGUUGUUUGCAUUUAUUAUUUAUCAGCUUAAGAAUCAUCUAAUGUAGAAUAAUUUAACCCAUAAAUAUGCCCAUAAAUGUAUAGGAAUUAUUUACCUGAGCUAAAUAAAAAUGUUACCCAGUA